AUUAGGAUGGGUUCGUGUUAGUGGGAAACAUGAUUAACGCGUCAUAUUGUCCUUUUCCCGUCUGGAAGCAGUCGGGCGCGUGGUACCCGGAUAUAGCAGCCAAUCGUAGUGCAGCGGCGCGUGUCCGGGAGCCAAUAAUAUUAGAGCAGGGCGCGUCCCGCCAAGAAAAUCGGUGGGAAUCCCAAUAACGCCUCGGAGUGUCGUCAUGGCGGAGUUGAACCGGCAGCUUCAGGAAUAUUUGUCCCAGUCUAGAGGCGGCGGCGCCGGGUCCAAGUCAGGCUCCAGUACCGCGGUGGAGCUCGGCGAGCCGGAGCCGGUCCCUGGGACUCGAAGCUGGUUCGGACGGUGGUCCGGCUCGUGGUCCGGAGGCGGCGGCCCCUCGGCGUCGUCGGCUGCAAGCUCAGGCGGCAGCUGGCCGUGGUCGGCCGAGCCGGACCCCUGUCUGCCAGGCGUGAGUCGCCGCCAGCGGCUGGCCAUCGCCGGGAUGUUGGCGGCCAUGUCGGCGCUGUGCUUCGGCCUGUCGGCUCUCUAUGCGCCGCUGCUGCUGCUCUACGCCCGCAAGUUCGCGCUGCUCUGGUCGCUGGGCUCCGCGUUCGCCAUCGCGGCCGCGGCGGUCCUGCGCGGACCCAGCCGGCUGGCCGCCGGCCUGCCCUCCUCGCCCGGGGCCGCCGCGUACCUGUGCGCCCUGGUAGGGACGCUGUACGCCGCGCUGAGCCUGCACAGCACCGCGCUCACGGCGCUCGGGGCCGCCGCGCAGGUGGCCCCCAUCGUCGGCUACGUAGUGUCGCUGCUGCCCGGGGGGAGCGCCGGGAUCCGCUUCGUGGGAAGCGUGGCGGCGUCCGCCAUCAAAAGGAGCGUCACCGGAAAAGGGGCGAUGCCCAUCUGAAGGCCCAUGACGUCACGACGUGUCAAGUGCCUUCCACGUAGACCCAAAGCAAACUUGGCCGCGUGCACAAUCCCUCCCAACAGCGAUUUGCCAUUUUCUAUAGCGCUGUUAUGCGGUGACUCUGAAACUGUCCUACGACGACUCCCUCUAGUGGUGUGCGAAAGAAUCACUGCAUUAAACACAACUCAAAUUUACUAGAGAAACAUUUUCGAAUGAAUCCAGGACAGUACUUUUUUUUUUUUUUAAACGCCUUUAGCGAGAUUCGAACUACCAUUUUUAUUCAACUUAUGUGCAAUACAUUGUUAAUUGAAUCAUUUGUCUUUUUUUUGUUCCUGUAUUGAAGCACAGCGGUAAUGUUCCAACUGUGGAUAAUGUUAGUGGCUUACAAUAAAUAUAUUUUUUAGGGUUA
Phyllopteryx taeniolatus (common seadragon) is the source of this 1295-nucleotide messenger RNA. It is a transcript of the gene sft2d3, whose product is annotated as SFT2 domain containing 3. NCBI's taxonomy places the organism in Eukaryota, Metazoa, Chordata, Actinopteri, Syngnathiformes, Syngnathidae. Gene Ontology annotation, biological process: vesicle-mediated transport. The transcript has a single exon. The record is from RefSeq and is a predicted model, not a curated record. Gene Ontology annotation, cellular component: membrane. The coding region runs from base 206 to 886 and encodes 226 amino acids.